Molecule: messenger RNA, 1472 nt
Organism: Filobasidium floriforme
Lineage: Eukaryota; Fungi; Basidiomycota; Tremellomycetes; Filobasidiales; Filobasidiaceae
Product: kinase-like domain-containing protein
Exons: 9
Coding region: 324-1214 (296 amino acids)
Biological process (GO): regulation of G2/M transition of mitotic cell cycle; regulation of gene expression; signal transduction
Cellular component (GO): cytoplasm; nucleus; cyclin-dependent protein kinase holoenzyme complex
Molecular function (GO): ATP binding; cyclin binding; cyclin-dependent protein serine/threonine kinase activity
Source: RefSeq, a predicted model, not a curated record
GUCAUCCUUGCAACGAUCACCAGCUCAUCAGCUCAUCAGCAGCUCAGCAGCGAGCAGACUCAUACUUCCUUGUGACCAUCAGAUUCGCAGAACUUGGACUCGGGUAGUUUGUGCAUCGACUUGACGACGAAUCGAAGGACACCUCAAAAUCGAAGGAACGCUCCUGAACGACAUACAUCUUGGACCCCCUUUGAAAUAGUUCCAGUCUCGCAAUAACGUAGAUCCUCCUUGCCCCAACCGCCCUCAGUUCUAACUUUGAUCCUCUCACCGAUCAAGGGACAACAAGUGAAACCACAGAGACAUAUACCCCUAAAUCUUGUGUAAUGGACAACUAUUCUAAGCUCGAAAAGGUCGGAGAGGGUACUUAUGGUGUCGUUUACAAAGCUCGGGACAUCAGAACCGGUCAAAUCGUCGCGCUGAAGAAGAUCCGUCUCGAGGCCGAAGAUGAAGGAGUCCCUAGCACGGCUAUCAGGGAGAUCAGCUUGUUGAAGGAGUUGAGUAAAGACGACAAUAUCGUCAAGCUCUUCGAUAUCCUCCAUCAAGAUCAAAAGCUCUACUUGGUUUUUGAGUUUGUAGACAUGGAUCUCAAGAAAUACAUGGACACCGUUGGGAAUGCGGCGGAUGGCUUGAGCGAUUUGAUGGUCAAGAAAUUCACCUACCAACUCAUCAAGGGUCUCUACUACUGUCACGCCCACCGAGUCCUGCACCGAGACUUGAAGCCCCAGAAUCUAUUGAUCGAUAAAGAGGGAAACCUCAAGUUGGCCGAUUUCGGUCUUGCACGAGCCUUCGGUAUCCCCCUGCGGACCUACACUCACGAGGUCGUGACCUUGUGGUAUCGAGCGCCCGAGGUCUUGCUCGGCUCUCGUCAUUACAGCACCGCCAUCGACAUGUGGUCGGUAGGCUGCAUCUUUGCUGAGAUGGCAAUGCGACAGCCUUUGUUCCCCGGAGAUUCGGAAAUCGACGAAAUCUUCAGGAUCUUCCGAGUUCUGGGUACCCCUAAUGAUGAAAUCUGGCCUGGUGUGUCGACUCUACCGGACUACAAGCCUUCUUUCCCGAAAUGGAACGCUGUGGACUUGGAGCGAGCCGUGCCAACUCUGGACGCUCAAGGAAUCGAUCUCUUGGCUCGAACCUUGGUGUACGAUCCCGCUCAUCGUAUUUCGGCCAAACGAGCUCUCCAACACGAUUACUUCAAGCAUUACCGAACGGAGACAUAGACCGGUACAUAAAUUCCGCACCACCUACUCGCCGCCCGCGGUACUUGUUCGACUGGUCUCGAACGAAUAUGGAAACGCUCUGGUUCCCAUCCACCCCUUCGCCCAAUGUCUCGACUCGAGCAUCUAAGACUGUUAUCACGAUUGUUCCAACCGCAUCGAGCAUACCUGUAUCAUAUAGUAUCACGUGACGACGUAUUCAUGAUUUGCAUCCGAGAUAUGUUCGAAGCAUCCGGAUCGGCUCGGAGACGUUCUACCUCC